Aspergillus melleus is the source of this 1605-nucleotide messenger RNA. RefSeq lists its product as uncharacterized. The transcript has a single exon. Gene Ontology annotation, molecular function: acyltransferase activity, transferring groups other than amino-acyl groups. Lineage: Eukaryota; Fungi; Ascomycota; Eurotiomycetes; Eurotiales; Aspergillaceae. The record is from RefSeq and is a predicted model, not a curated record. Bases 1 to 1605 code for a protein of 534 amino acids.
AUGGCGUCAGAAACUACUGACAUUGACAAACCGAAGGUGGACGUGCUUACGUCCAGUCGGAUUCAUCCCAGGACUAAGCAUGACGAGGUGACAGUGCCGUUGUCGGUUGUGGAUGCAAUGGUCAUGCACUAUGGUCCUUCGUCGGCAGUUUGGUUUUUUGAGGAUGCUGGCAAGGAUGAUAUCGAGAAGGUGAUUGCACAGUUGAAAGAGUCGCUCCAGGUCACGCUGUCGGUUUUCCCCCACCUGGCUGGUCAUCUCAAGAUGGUGAAGCAUAACCCCGAAGGAGAUCAUACACAGCGAUAUGCCCGACUCGAAAUCACAUAUGGGGCAACGACCGACCCGGGUGUACAGUUUGACACGGCCAAAUGCGACCUCAAGUUGGACGAUAUCAUACCUAGCCAUAAGAAGCGACAGGAUCCCGCAUACCGAGCCUGGGGAUCAAGCAGCGCCUACCCUGCCUUCUUUCUGCCGGAUAUGUCGAAACUACCCUUUUUCAGAAACGCGCCAGAAGGCCCAACGCCUGCGGCGCUGGUUCAAGUUACGCGAUUUGCGUGUGGUGCGGUCGCGAUCGGCAUGAUGUUUACGCAUCCCAUGGCUGAUGCGCAUACGUUGGCCAUGGUGGCCCAUCGCUGGUCAUAUGAUCACACUGUGCUCUUCUGCGAUAAGAGCUCCACAUUGUCGGAGACCGUCGUAUCUCCACCCCCUAAUCCGCUCUAUGAUCCGCAGAUGCUGGACAGAUGCGCGCCGGGGGAUAUCGAUGGUACGACUCCGGACCCGGCAAUUCUGGAGAAAUCGCGCAGCCUACCAUCUUUGCGACAUGAUAACCUAUGGCCCGCCGAAGGUGAUGACCCAGACCGAUUCCUUCCCCCGGGAUUGACGCGCGACAUGAUCACAUCCCCGGGAGUCAAACCCCCUAUGCAAGAUUGGGAUUUCAACGCGCCUGUCUCGCACGUCAAGUUGCACUUCACAUCGGCCGAGACGGAACGAAUCUGGCAAGCGGCCGGGAAAGGCGUGAGUCGACAUGAUGCAAUUCUGGCCCAUGUGUGGCGAGCCGUGAACCGGGCGCGUGGAUGGAGUGAUGACGACCGGAAUGUCUCCCUACAUGUCAUCUUUGGGUUGAGGAAACGACUUGGUCUGCCGACAACCUUCAUGGGAAGUCCUAUCCUCAGCACAACGAUUACGACGACAGGGAAAGAAGGGAGCGGCGGUCUUGCGCUAGGCGAUGUAGCCCGAAAAAUCAACAACACGCUGGCACUGUAUACGAAAGAGGCGUUGCAGACGCGCAUAUAUGAUCUGUGUUUUGAAUGCGCGCCUCAACGGUUUUGGGAAGGAUUCCUCGGGGCUCGAAACAUGAUCUUCACAAGCUGGGCUCAUUUGAACCUGUAUGCGGUGGACUUUGGAGGCAGGUGGGGCAAGGCGCGGUUUGUGGAUAUCAAAAUGCCGGACUUGGAUGGAAUGAUCUGGUUAACGGAGGGAAGGCCUGCAUUGGAGAAGGAUUCCGCAGGAGAACGGCAUUGGUGCGAUGACGGAGUAGAUGUCUCGAUGAACAUUGGUCGUGAGGCUGCAGAGCGUUUGAAGGCCGACUCGACACUGUGGGAGUGGUAG